GAAAAAUAUUAUUUUGUGAUAAGAUUACACAAAACAACAAUAUCGCUGUUUAGAUAGGUAGUCAGAUACAAGUGUAUUGUAUAUGUGAUAUAAUAUACCCAUAAUGUGUGCAACAAAAAAAUCAGGAAAGUGCAAAUAGUAAUUAUUUAACAAAUAUUCCAAUCGUCAGGGAAUCAAGACAAAGAAAUUCAAAAUGGGAAACCUAUGUUGCUGUUGCUCUACUUUAUACGAAAAAGUAGAUCCAGAUACAUCCGUCAUAUCAUGUGAUAAUACUGGUUUUGUUAAUUCCGAUGGAGACCCCAUAACUUCAACACACGAUCCUAUAUUUACCAUAGAAACUGAAUUAAGACGAAGCUCGUCAAGACAAUCAAAUCGAACACAGAUAGAUAACAGAAGAAUAUCUAAUGUUAGGCCUCCAGGAACUAGCACUACUGUCCAAAAUGAAAAUGCCACUUACCUCAAACGUCCAAGUACUUCCCAAAGAAUUCCAAAUCUGCUGGAUGGAUUUGAAAGGCAGUCAAACAUUCCAACCAAACCAAUACCUUCAACAACCAAAAGAGAUAUGGAUACCCUAAGAAUAACCUAUGCCGGCUCUAAAAGACAUACAAUAAUUCAGCCACAACAAGAGCAGGAACGCCCAAAGGAAGACUCAUCACGAAAAAAUAAAGAAGAUAAUUUAUCAGAUCAAAAGAGAAAAAAUUCUAAUGUUGAAUCGUUGCACCACAGAAGUCAUAUGGUGUUGAGGAGUUUCCGGAACUUGGUUAUUUCACAAAAUUCCACUGGCACAAAAGUUGUCCAAAACAACAAUCUACUAAAUGAAAUAUAUCGAGCUUAUAGUUCGAGAACUCUUACUAUGUUUAUAGACAAUCAAAAUGUUUACAAGCUAGAGAUUUUAAAUCAAGAUUCAAACGAAUUUAGAACGGUCAAACAACUUUUCUUUAGCACCAAUAAAAAGUUUUUUAAAGUACAUAGCAUUGAGAAAGUACAUAAUACAUAUUUAUUACUGCAAUAUGAACUUAAAAAAUUGGAAUAUGUGAAAAGGGGUAUAAGUCUUGAAGAGAAACUCUUAUUUCAUGGCACGAAGAAGUCUAAUAUUGACGGCAUUUGCCAAGAAAAUUUUAAUUGGAGAUUAAAAGGUUCUUACAAAGGAUAUCAAUUUGGUCAAGGUGUUUCAUUUUCACCCAUUGCCUAUUAUUCCACUCACUACGGAGAUGCAACUUACAACAAAGUGAUGAUCCUAGUCUCAGUUCUAGUAGCGAACUGUUGUAUAGGAUCAGCAAACAUGAAGAUUCCUCCAUUUGGUUACGAUACAAGUGUCAAAGAAAAUCACCACGUAUAUGUUAAAUAUGAUGAUAAUACAUAUUAUCCACGAUAUCUUAUACAUUAUGGAGGAAAUGAUCACAAAAAUCAAUAAUAUUAUGAUGCAAUUUUUUUUUAUUACUUAGUACUUUAGUUUGGUAGGUACAGUGUGAAUACAAUAUUAAUAUAAAAUUUUUUACAUA
Messenger RNA from Diabrotica virgifera virgifera (western corn rootworm), 1502 nucleotides. RefSeq lists its product as uncharacterized. Gene Ontology annotation, molecular function: NAD+ poly-ADP-ribosyltransferase activity. Bases 194 to 1414 code for a protein of 406 amino acids. Lineage: Eukaryota; Metazoa; Arthropoda; Insecta; Coleoptera; Chrysomelidae. The record is from RefSeq and is a predicted model, not a curated record. The transcript has 3 exons.